Durusdinium trenchii is the source of this 168-nucleotide messenger RNA. Lineage: Eukaryota; Dinophyceae; Suessiales; Symbiodiniaceae. The record is from the annotation of a GenBank genome assembly.
GCCGGUGCAAGCAAGCUGAAGAAGGCACAGGGUGAGUGUGCCUUCCUCAGCAGCUUGACUUGGGGUGGAUUCAGAUUUGCUGAAGCUUUCUUUGGCACAGUUGCUCCUGGCGCCUCGCAGAAUGCUGCAGGUGAAGACGCAUGCUUUAUGGAUGCCCAUGCGCUUGGU